Mytilus californianus (California mussel) is the source of this 438-nucleotide messenger RNA. RefSeq names its product galactoside alpha-(1,2)-fucosyltransferase 2-like. NCBI's taxonomy places the organism in Eukaryota, Metazoa, Mollusca, Bivalvia, Mytilida, Mytilidae. The transcript has 2 exons. Gene Ontology annotation, biological process: carbohydrate metabolic process. The record is from RefSeq and is a predicted model, not a curated record. The coding region runs from base 1 to 438 and encodes 145 amino acids. Gene Ontology annotation, molecular function: galactoside 2-alpha-L-fucosyltransferase activity. Gene Ontology annotation, cellular component: membrane.
AUGGGAAAUCAUAUGUUUCAAUUUGCAUCUGCCCUAGGAAUAGCAAGAUCUAAAGGAAUGAUACCUGUCAUUACUGAAUAUUUUCCUCUUAGAAAAAUAUUCAAACUAGUGGUCCGUGUGGUUCCGAUUGAUAGUUUGAUAUUUGACAGGAGUCGCAUUAUAACACGGGUGGAAGAAAAAGCAGCUAUUUAUGACAAAAAAUUAGUCAAUUUCACAAAUUCUCAUGAUGUGCGUUUAGUGUCGUAUUUACAAUCAUAUUUGUAUUUUGACAAAAACAGCAGUGAACUCAGGAAGCAGUUUUUAUUCAAAGACAAUAUACAGUCCGAAGCAAACAAAACGAUGAAAAGAGUCCUCAAUAGAUUUAAAAUAAUUUCCCGACAAAAGGUGACUUUAAUCGGGGUUCAUGUUCGUCGAGGUGGGUAUGCCGGUGAAAACUAG